Messenger RNA from Phymastichus coffea, 5200 nucleotides. RefSeq names its product protein Wnt-11b-1-like. Gene Ontology annotation, cellular component: extracellular region. The coding region runs from base 3336 to 4526 and encodes 396 amino acids. The record is from RefSeq and is a predicted model, not a curated record. Gene Ontology annotation, molecular function: frizzled binding; cytokine activity. Gene Ontology annotation, biological process: multicellular organism development; canonical Wnt signaling pathway; neuron differentiation. NCBI's taxonomy places the organism in Eukaryota, Metazoa, Arthropoda, Insecta, Hymenoptera, Eulophidae. The transcript has 6 exons.
GCAACAGAAGCCCUCGCGGCUGAGUGGAGGGAGCGGGCGGUAAUUAACAUGCAGGAAAAGACGAGCGGGACAAAAAGUGGAGUCCAAAACAAAAGGAGAUCGAGGAGAGAGCGAGGCAGUGGGAGAGAGAUGCGCGGAUCGCGACGAUGUCGGCGGCGGGUGUAUUUAAUCGAAACUUUGUCGAAAGGGGGGUAGAGAAAAGGCUCGAGAGGAUCAGUGUGCUAUGAAGUCAAAGAGAGAGAGAGAGAGAGAGAGAGAGAGCGAGUGCGGGGCUGCUCGUAAGUCGCUUUUAAUACCCGCGCAGCUGUCUCGUUGUUUGAUAUUUCAUGGGCUUCACCGAGAUGGCUGUUACGCAUCAUACACAAAAAUCGUAACCCAAUUUUUAUAACGCUGCGACUGUCGGCCCUUCGACGUUCUGCCGUUUCACGCUCGACGACUUUUUACUUGGAUCAGAUCGACUGCACCGGAGCACAGUAAAAGCUGCACGUUCUCCCUUGAAACCUCGACUCGAUCGCUUAAUCGAAGAUUUAAUUCGAAACGACUGUACUAGGCGUAAAAAAUAGCACUUGAUUAAAAACGUGGGGGAGGGUGAGAUGGAGGGACGAGAAAAGAAAUCAACCGCGUAAUAUUUCAAGCGAAUCAUACAAUUUCUCAUAGAGCUGGGAACAAAGGACGCAUCGCGGGGAUCGUUUAUCUCCGGUAAUUCCCGCACUCUGUAAAACCCACCCACAACGCCGCGUUAGCCGCCAACAAAGCGCGCCCGCACAAUCGUUUACGAUAUCAAUUAGCCGAUAGCUUCGCUCACUCUCUCUCUCUCUCUCUCUUCCUCCUUCGCUCAUACCCGUUCGAUCCUCCAAACGACCCCCGUGAUUUUUCACUGCACAAUUGAUAUGAUUUUUCAUCUUGCCUACAAGAUUUAUCGAUUAGACUAGGCGCGCAUUUAAUAAUCCGCAUAGCUAUUGGAAUUCUUUUACCUAUCGGCAUUCCGGGCCGUCGUGCCUCGCUAUGGAUAAUUCAGCGUCCGAUGAACUCGUUCUCUUUUUUUCGUGGAUCAUGAUUAAAUUUUUAACGAUCCCGCCCCCGCGAUAUCGAGGUGCGCGGACUUGUAUACCGCGAGCUUUCACGGCCCUGUUCCUUUUGUCGUUCGGCCAAUUUUCGGCCUGCGCUUUCAUUCGCCGGCGCAUAAUCGAGUUCGGAGGUGCGAAAGUAACGCUGGGCCGUCGCGCGCAAACGUCGGUAGCCAGUGACGCGCCAAGAGUUGAACGAUCUUCCGUUUCUCUCACUCCUCGACAAAGGCGCUUCUACCGCGCCGCCCUUUCGCCGAUAAAUAAUAUUCCGGCAGACGUUCAUUACGUCGUUAAGUUGACGCUCUCUUGCGAGCGCCAAAUUCACUACUUUAAAAGCGCUACGCCGCGUAAGCGCAACACUUUAUGCUCGGUGAUAUCUUCAACAAGUCGUCCUGUAAUUAUAGUUUAGCACCGUCGAGUACGUACUGUUGCGGGGCUAAUUUGCGACGCUUAAAUUGAACCUUUCGAAAAAAGAAUUACACUUCCACGAGUGCGGGCUUUCAACCUUAUUACGAGAAAAAAAAAAUUAUCGUACGCCUCUUCGUUCGUUCGUGCACACUUUCCCUGCGGUCUAAUGAUUGGGCGGCGUAUCCUUUUUGUCUGACCAACUUUGAUAUGCCUCUUGGUCAGUUCUUUUCUCGCGUCUUGAAAUUUUUGCCUCGGUUCUUGCUCUGUGCACACGUAUGUGACCGAUUACAUGAAAAAAAGUAGCUGAAUGUGGCAUCGUUUUCACCAUUUCACGGUAUUGUGCGCAAUUCUUGGGUCUGACCCCACUUUUUUGUGGUCAUCCAAGUUUUUGCACGUUAACACCACCUACGAGCUUUGCUUUCUGCUUUCGAUAAACAUGAAAAAUAUUAAAAAUUUUUUUAUUUUGAAAUUCGUAAUAAAAAAUGAAAAGCAAUAGCCUCAACCUGAGCUCCAAAUCUAAUUUUACCUCGAAACCUAUAUUUUGUUUUAAUUUCGGUUUUGAAACUUUUCUUUGAAAAUCUUCCAUUAUAUGUAUUGGCUCUACAUUUUUGUGACUAUUAAAAUCUUGAAUAGAGGUUAAAUCAACUUAUGGUUUCCGAUAUAUUUUCUGAAAUUUUAAAAAACCACGGAAACGAUGUUAAUUUUAGCACUUUUAUGAGCACAAAGAAGGAUGCCGUAAAUUUAUUUGGUGACAGGUCUAACUUUUUUUAAUUCUUGAGGUCACAUGGAAUAAUGCUAAUAUCACCAAAUUAAAAGUGCACCCAAAUUGAAACUUAUCAGAAACGCGCACCUUUUUUCGCGCAGUCGUUUCAUAAACUAUAGGGCAUUAGAAAAAUCACUAAACUGCUCUCUUGAUGCUUCCGGGUUUAUGUAUUUGUGAAGCGGAAGAAACGCGUAUGCCGUUGACAAUGCCGUAGCAUGAUUUUGACAGUACUCGUAGUUUGUGCAUGAAAUCUCGAAAUUGCCGACUGAGUUUUGCUAAUCGUAUGUCUGCAAAAAUACGUGAUUUGGAUUCAAGGAACAAAACGGGAACGGAAAUUCGUUCGCGAUCGUAGUUGUUAAUAAUCGGAAAUCUUGGGUUCUUCACUCCAAACCUGAAAAAUUUGUUCGCGUACCCGUCAGUCGAUCGCGCAGCUUGCCACAGAAGGAAAAGUAAAAAGGAACGGGCCGAUCGAAGGUUUGUGUGAAAAAUCAUCGUAUCAUUAGCGAUAGCUGCCUACAUAUGCAGGUCGGCGAGCUCGACCCUUCGCACCGCCCUUCCAUCGUUCGCGCGCACGGUGCCCUCCCCUUCUUCUCUUCGUCGCUCUCUCUCUCUCUCUCUCUCUCUCUCUCUCUCUCUCUCUCUCUCUCUGUAUCCCCGUUGAGGCUGCUGCUGGCGCAAGCGAGCAGCGCCGCGCGGCGCGCACAGCUCUCGCUCGCCUCGGACACCUGUAAGCUAAAACGCGGCGCUCGCUCACACGCGUCCAAACCAUCGGCGCUCCGUCUCUUCUCGCGGCGGGAGUAGCGCUCUCCUCUCUUCGGGUUGGUGACUGUGAAUGAGUUGGUGCGUCGCAGCAGUGCUCGCCGUGCGCGAAAAGCCUGAUUUGAACGAGGACGAGGACGACGACGACGACGACGACGACGACGACGACGACGACGGCAACGACGACGACAUGGGCAUAGCCGGGCGCGAGAGGACGGCGAAUGGCGAUCGCUGCGGCUGCCACUGAGAAAGAUCGGCGAAGCGGGUGAGCGUGGACGAGCCUGGGACGCAGACGGAGAUGUGAUUUUCGGCUCGUGGCGGUCCAUCUGCGUGGCGACAUGCAGCGGAAUCAGCGGAAUCCCCUCGCACUCGGCCGGCUACGUUGGCCGCUGCCGCCACUGGUGCUGCUGCUGCUGCUGCUACUGCUGCUGCUGCUCGCCAAGGAGGGCACGUGCAUCAAGUGGCUAGCGCUGGGUCGAGCGGCCGACGGCUUCGAGUGGACCCGCGAGGCGUGCAUGGGCGCGCGCGCCUCGGGCCUGCUGGAGCGCAAGCAGGCGCGCGCCUGCAAGGCCAGCCCCGACGUGAUGCGCACCCUGGUGCAGGCCGCCCGGGACACGGUGGCCGUGUGCCAGCAGGCCUUCCGCCAUCAGCGCUGGAACUGCAGCAGCGUGGAGCGCGCGCCCGACUUCGGCGCCGAGCUGCUGUCAGGCACCAAGGAGCAGGCGUUCGUGUACGCCAUGUCGGCGGCGGCGGCGGUGUGGCGCCUGGCGCGCGGCUGCGCCCUGGGCAACCUGGCCGCCUGCUCGUGCGCGACGCCGCCGCGCCGCGAGCCGCCGGCCGCGGCCUCGGCGCUCAUCCAGACGGCCGCCGGCGCGGCGGCCUUCGCGCCGGCCGACCUGGCCCUCGGGUCCGGCGCCGCCGCGCGCAGCGCCUUCAAGUGGGGCGGCUGCGGCGACAACGUGCGCUCGGCCUCGCGCAUGGCCAAGCGCUUCCUGCAGGGCGCCAGUCCGCAGCCCGGGGCCGGCGCCCAGGCCAAGUUCCUCCACGCCGUCAACAUGCACAACAACCGCGCUGGACGCAGGGCAGUGGAGCAGUCGCUGGCGCUCGAGUGCAAGUGCCACGGGGUGUCGGGCUCGUGCAGCGUGCGCACGUGCUGGCGCGGCCUGGGCGCGAGCGGUCCGGCCGCGGCCGGCGCGCGGCUGCUGAGGCGCUACGCCAGCGCCGCCGAGGUGAGGCCGACCUCGAGCGGCAGGCUGCCGCCGCUCUACCACCACAACAACCUGCUCUACACGACCAAGAGUCCGGACUACUGCACCGAGGACAAGAGGCGCGGCAGCCUCGGCACUUACGGCAGGCACUGCAACGCCAGCAGCACGGGCUACGACGGCUGCGAGUACCUUUGCUGCGGCAGAGGAUACGUGACUCGCGCCGAGGAGGUACUCGAGCGUUGCGAGUGCAAGUACUACAGCUGCUGCUACGUCAAGUGCAAGACUUGUCGAAACGUCAUUAUCAGCCACGAAUGCAACUGAGUCGACGUUUGGCACGGAAGACGCUCGCGGCGAUUGCCCGGAGUACGAGUGUCGACGACGCCCGCACCGAAGCAGGCCAAUCGUCGCGAUAAGUACUUAAAUCUGCGCUGCAUCGGAUAAAUCACUCUUUAACUUUUAUACAACGCCACUGCCGUACAUCAUGAGUCUGCCGAAUUUUUCUAUUCACCAUGCAAUAAGAGGGCUUCGUACAUUUUCGUUCGUUCGAGCAACCUUCGACAAAUAGAGCCGGACGUUCUUUGUUGCUCGAGAAAACACGGCGCCGUGCGAGCAAACUUACGCGCGAUAUUUUCAAAGUCAACCGCGUGGUCUUCGAACGAGCGAGAAAUAAAGAGAGAGGAAAUUGAAAUUUCAGCGGUCUCGCGAGAUGCGCAGAAAAGGUCAGCAAUGACUUUCAAAUGUAUCCUUUUCUGAAUUCAUUCAAAUAUAUCGUACAUUAUAACGAUGCUGAGAGCGACAGAGAGUUUUAGAAGAUUGAUGUUUUUUCUAUUAUUUAUACUUAAAUAUUCGUAUUUAUUAUACCGUUCUCGACGUCGUUGUAACCUACUUGAAUAUUUAACGGUAAGAGUAGGCGUCUUAGAGAUACAAAAUAUAGCAAUUGCGAUGUAAAUAUAGCAGUAUCCAUAAACUCUCGAUGUAAACGACACAUUGUAUUC